AUGCGGGUGCCCGUGCCCGCCGUGCUCUGCUGCUCGGCCGCCAGCCUCCUGCUGCUGCUGCUGCGAUGGCGGCGGCAAAGGGGGCUCUGGAAGAAGGUGAGGGUGGCUCAGCAGAGACAGGAGCGGAGCUUGGUGAAGAUGGAGAUGGCUGCACGGAGCUUUCGGGAGCAGCAUCCUUCUGUGAACAUGGUCUCCAUCCUCUCUCUGCGUUUGCUGGAACUCUCCAAGAAGCUCCGGGAUGGCUCGCUCCCUCCAGAGCAUGUCUUCUAUGCCUACGUGGGCAAGGCCCUCCAAAUUGCCACAGAAACAAACUGCAUCACGGAGUAUCUACAGGAGAGCGAGACCCAGCUCCGGAAAGCGAAGCCGGAGAAGCCGGGUUUGCUGUAUGGGGUGCCUGUCAGCAUCAAAGACUCCAUCAAUUGCCAGGGUCAUGAUUCCACGUUAGGAUUUAUAAAAAACCUCAAUAAACCCGCAGCAGAGGACAGCGUGGUGGUGCAGGUGCUCAAGAGGCAAGGGGCAAUUCCAUUUGUCAAAACCAACGUUCCCCAGUCCCUUAUCAGCUAUGACUGCAGGAACUUAAUCUUUGGUCAGACAUACAACCCUCUGCUCUACACCAGAACCCCUGGAGGCUCCUCUGGUGGAGAAGGGGCACUUGUAGGAGGAGGUGGGUCCAUCUUGGGCAUUGGGACGGAUGUAGGAGGAAGCCUGCGUUUCCCUGCUGCCUUCUGUGGGAUCUGCGCACUCAAACCCACCGGGAACAGGCUCAGUAAAAGAGGAAUCCUUGCUGGUGUUGUAGGGCAGAAAGCAGUGGCUGCAGCAGUGGGGCCAAUAGCAAAAGACGUGGACAGCCUGGCGCUGUGCAUGCGGGCACUCCUGUGUGAGGACAUGUUCAGCCUGGACAGCACAGUGCCCCCCCUUCCCUUCAAUGAAGAGGUGUAUUCUGGCACUCAGCCCCUUCGCAUAGGUUACUACGAAACCGAUUUCUUCACCAUGCCAAGCCCAGCCAUGAGGCGUGCCGUCCGGGAGGUGAAGCAGAUGUUGGAGGAUGCUGGCCACACGCUGGUGCCGUUUGAACUCAUGAAUGUGGACUAUGCAAUCUUUAACUUCUGCCUUAGGGGCAUGUUUGCAGAUGGAGGUGCCUCUUUUGUCAGGAAAUUCAAAGGGGAGCUGGAGAGAAGUGGCACUGGGGUGUUAUUCUGGUUGUUGAAGUCACCAGGCUGGCUGAAAACUGUCCUCUCUUGGAUCACCAAACCCUUUGUGCCUCGGUUGUCAGCUCUCCUAAGAAGUAUGAGAGCAAACACAGUGGAUGAAGUCUGGAGUCUUCAUCAUGAAAUUGAGGAGUUUUGCCACCAGUUCAUCGCCCAGUGGAAAAAGCUGAAUCUGGAUGUCAUGCUUUGUCCCAUGCUGGGCCCGGCUCUUGGCAUUGGCUACCCUGCGAAGGUCUCAGUGGCAGUCAGCUACACCAUGCUCUACAACGCCUUGGACUUCCCUGCUGGUGUGGUCCCUGUCACCUUGGUGACUGACGAGGACGAGGAGGAGCUGAAGGGCUACCGCGGGUACUUCCAGGAUUCGUGGGACCGAACCCUGGCAAAGGCUUUUCAGGGCAGCGCGGGGCUGCCAGUGGCCGUGCAGUGUGUGGCCUUGCCGUGGCAGGAGGAGCUGUGCCUGCGGCUCAUGAAGGAGGUGGAGACCCUUGCCCUGAAGAAAAAUGAAAUCGUCUGAAUUCCACACACUUGCCCUGAGCAGGACGCCAGCUAACGUCAGCACAGGUCACCCUCUGGUCUGACUUGCCCGCAGGACUCCUGCUCCCCUCCGCAAGGCUGCAGCUGUGGCUGGGCUCGCUGCUGGCUUUGGGGCGCAAGGGGCGA
Indicator indicator is the source of this 1868-nucleotide messenger RNA. RefSeq names its product fatty-acid amide hydrolase 1-like. NCBI's taxonomy places the organism in Eukaryota, Metazoa, Chordata, Aves, Piciformes, Indicatoridae. Gene Ontology annotation, biological process: fatty acid catabolic process. The record is from RefSeq and is a predicted model, not a curated record. The transcript is spliced from 15 exons. Gene Ontology annotation, molecular function: fatty acid amide hydrolase activity; amidase activity. Bases 1 to 1722 code for a protein of 573 amino acids.